AAUGAGAUUGAAGAAGAGUUCUUCUUGUUUUGUAGCUUCAGUUUCUCUGUUUUUACACAAAUUUCAUUAAAACUAAAUAUAAAAUACAGCACCAAAAUACCGUUCUGCAGGAAGGAGUGAGCUGGACUGUUUCUAUGGUGUUAUUCCAUCGUGGAUCGGCUUCUUAUAGAUAUAUAUUUAAUUAAUCUAGAGGAGGACUGCUGCUGAGGCGGCACAGAGGGGUGGAGUCCAGUCCCACGGCCAGGUGCAGCACUUUAAUGCUUCAGUUGGAUGGUUUUCCCACUGGAGACGGUGUUAAGGCUGAUCGAUCGGCUGGCAGACUGACUGGAUCCAUGAUGGAAUUACAGACGUUACAGGAGGCUCUGAAGGUGGAGAUCCAGAUCCAUCAGAAACUGGUCGCCCAGAUGAAGCAGGACCCUCAGAAUGCAGAUCUAAAGAAGCAGCUGCAUGAACUUCAAGCAAAGAUCACAGCGCUCAGCGAGAAGCAGAAAAAGGUGGUGGAGCAGCUGAGGAAGGAGCUGUUGGUGAAACAGGAGCCGGAGGCUAAACUGCAGCUGCAGGUCCAGACUCCUCCAGUAGGGGGCGACACCAAGCCAACCAGCCUGCUGCAGAGCCAGCAGAUACCUGGAGGACUGCAGCAGCAGACCCUGACUGUCACACCGGUCCUCACCACUAAGACUCUACCUCUGGUGCUGAAAGCUGCCGCCACGCCCGCCCUGCCCGGCUCAGUCCUGCCACAACGCCCACCAACUGUUGCUAUGGUAACCACAGCUAUCACCAAACCCGACUCACAGAACGCCCCCAUCAACCUCCAGGUGGCCAGCAAGCUGACCAAUCAGAGCACGGAGUCUAUGCGGCUGGUGUCCAAGAACGCCAUGGUGGUGCAGGCCACCACCACCACCACCACCACCGCCCAGCCAAUCAAAGUUCCUCAGUUUGUCCCUCCUCCUAGACUGACGCCUCGACCCACCUUUCAGCCACAGGUCAGGCCCAAACCGGCCACGCCCACCAACAUCCCUAUCGCCCCAGCCCCGCCUCCUCCCAUGAUGGCGGCCCCCCAGCUGCUUCAGAGGCCGGUGAUGUUGGCCACCAAGCUGUCGUCCUCGUUGCCCUCAGCUGCUCCCAUUCACCAGGUUCGCAUUGUUAACGGCCAACCCUGCAGCAAGACCAGCACCACAGCCCUAACGGGCAUCGUCAUCACCACGCCCGUCUCUGCUGCUGCCACCCGCCUCGCCAGCCCAGCUCAUGUGCCCAACCCAGCCCCCAGCCCCGCCCCCGUUCCUGCACAGCCAAUCCAGAUCAGCAGCUUGAGCUUGGACCCCAAGCAGACUGUUAAGGGAGGUGGGGGAGCUGAACAGAAGGCCGUAGUCAGCCUCCCAUCCUCCUCCACUCCUCCUGUGUCUCCGCCUCCCAGACCCAAGAAAGAGGAGAACCCACAGAAACUGGCCUUCAUGGUGUCUUUGGGACUUGUAACACAUGAUCAUUUGGAGGAAAUUCAGAGCAAGAGGCAGGAGCGAAAGCGGAGAACAACCGCUAACCCAGUAUACAGCGGCGCUGUUUUUGAACCUGAGAGGAAAAAGAGUGCAGUGAGUUACCUGAACAGCCCUCUCCACCAGGGGACCAGGAAGAGAGGUCGCCCACCCAAAUACAGCAGCGUCCCGGAGCUGGGCAGCCUCACCCCGACCUCCCCCUCCAGCCCCGUCCAUCCCCUCCCCCUGCCCAGCCCCAGCUCUGGGGAUAUGAUUGGUGGGGCCCAGAUGGGCAGGGAAACUGAUUGGUCCAAUUCUUCCUCACAGGGAGACAUCCAUGAGGAUUUCUGCACUGUGUGCAGACGCAGUGGCCAGUUGCUCAUGUGCGACACGUGUUCGCGUGUUUAUCAUCUGGACUGCCUGGAUCCACCCCUGAAAACCAUUCCUAAAGGCAUGUGGAUCUGUCCAAAAUGUCAAGAUCAGAUCCUGAAAAAAGAAGAAGCCAUUCCAUGGCCUGGUACCCUGGCUAUUGUUCACUCCUACAUUGCUUACAAAGAAGCUAAAGAAGAGGAGAAACAGAAGCUGAUGAAAUGGAGCUCUGAACUGAAACUGGAACGGGAGCAGCUGGAACAGAGAGUCAAACAGCUCAGCAACUCCAUAACAAAAUGCAUGGAGACCAAAAACACCAUCCUGGCUCGUCGCAAUGAGAUGCAGCUCUCUCUGGAGAAAGUGAAACACCUGAUUCGCCUCAUCCAAGCCUUCAACUUCAACCAAGCUCUGGUAGGGACAGAGGGGACAGACGUCAGUUCCAGAGUCCAGGACAGUGGUGAAGGUGUAGUCAGCUCUGAACCAGCACCACAAGCUAACUCUGCAGAGAAAGUAAAGGCUGGGAGCUCCUCAAGCAGUGGCAAUGCUGAUGGAACCCGGAAACAGGAAGAGCAUGGAGCUGCCGGGAGCAACCAGACGGCAGCAGCACCAGGAGGAAACACCAGUGGCCAGGCUGUUGUAGAAGACAGCGUGGUCCUAACAGCAGCUACCAGCCCUGCUGGGGCUGGGUCUGGGGCAGGGGGAGGGGCAGUGGCUGCUGGUAAGUCAGGGCCUGGGGUUAAGACAGGGGCUGGUCUCCAGGCUGAGGAAGGGGCAAAGGCAGAGACUGAGGCAACUGCGGUGAUUGAUGUUGCCAGUUCCUCAGUGGUUGCGACUGUUGCCACCACCAAUGGCACCGCUGAGCCGGCCUGCCCCGACCGUAGUCCAGCAGGAAGCUGCACCCCCAGCGUUACCACCAACUCUGAGAACAAGAUGGCUGCCGUUAACAGUCCAGAGACACCGGUGGAGAAGAAGCAGGAAGAGGUCACUGACAGUGACGGCAGCAACACCAACAACAGCAAAACCUCAGAACCUUCCCAGCAUUCUUUGCCAGCUCUUGUCAGCAAUUUGGACAAUAAAAAGUAAUGCUAUGUCUCUUGAGUUGCGGGAAUUCAAACAUAUAUAUUAAAAAAAGACUUUUGCUUGCACCUUACGGUGCCCUGAAGUUGCCAAUCUGUAUAAAUGUUGUUUGUUUGCAUUGUAUUGUCAGACUGUGUCAAUGGUAGAUAUACAGCCCAAGUCACAUGGCCCUGGGAAGAUGUAGGCUAUUCCACCCACAGAGCUGGGGUAAAGGGAGGCUUAUGCACCAGUGUCAUCAUGCCAAUUAGUGAUAGAAGGCAGUGGUGGGAAUGUUCAAAGGGAGAUUUAUUUCAUCAUCAACACCAGUGUGCGUCUGUUAAAAGUGGCCCCCAUAUUCUCUGAUGGGAUUGGGGAGACGGGUUCAGCUGAGAAUAAGGAACCAAACAUCUGUCAGGAGACUCUGGUCUAAACAGCAAUGUCGCUGUGGAGUUAAUCCUGACUGAACCGAGAACCUGUUGCUCCUCCCAUCUCUUCUCAAGCAACCUAAUGUGACAAUACCCUUAACCUGCCCUAUCACCCAAUGUCAAUAACUUCCUCUCUCAACCAACAGCCCUAAGGUAGCGUUCACAUGUGACAUUUGGCAACCACCAAAUUCACAGACACGUUGCCGCUGAAACAGAUUUCACUGACUGAUGAAGCCCGUUAGUGGACGACGUUUGGCUGCAGUCCGUCAAAAGUUAAAAUAACUUUAAACUGUUCUGACAGACUAGGUUUCGUUGUUGUCGCACACUGUGCUCCGUUAACCCAUGUCAACAGUCAGUACAUGUGUCAUUGAAGUAUGGAUUAUAGUGUGACCUAUCAAAUGCUCAAGUGAACGCCGCCUAAUCCACCCUAUCACUUUCCACCCUGAAUCCCUGAGCUCAGGCAGAAGAGACGCUGAGCACAAUGUUCAGCAUGGACCAGGUACUGAGGACGAGGUCGAACAGGUGUUGUAGCCUUACAGAUGUUUUCAGUGGUGUCGGUCAAGUGUAGUGAUUGAGUUUCAUUUGUGAGUCAAGUGUGUCAACUGUGAGCACUAAAUGUGAAAUUGCAAUAUUGCAAUGUCAACACACAAAAACUAUCUAUAUCUGGGCUGUGUUUCUUUUUUAUAGGAAAAGAUAUUCAGGUCUUCCUAGUCUUCAGAAUAAGUGCUUUCUGUUCCUGAACCUGUUGGACUGGCAUUAUUAACUCAAAGGAAUCCUCUUUUUGAAGUGGUGAUCUUUGCAUUAUGUACAUUUCUGUUGAAUUCUGAACUGCCAAAAUGCUAUUGUAUCCAAAUUCAGCAGGGACAAGUCCACUUAACUGUAUUGAAAGAUCAAGUCAUUGGCAAUCGUGAAAUAUAGAUACUACCAUUUCAGAAAUUGGAACUCCCCAGAUAGAGGCAGGAGAGCUUAUUAAACAAUAACAUUUAAAGGAACUUUUUUCCUUGAAAUAGGAGGAUUUGUUGUAUGAACCUUUUCCUUCAGAUGGAUCUCAAAGGAAAAUACCACAAAUCCUGAGAUUAAAGCACAAGCUUGCUGCAUUACAAAGAAGUGCUGAGGAGCUUUUUGUAUGUUAAUAUGGAACUAAACAGAGUAUGCAUCUCUUUGUUGUGAUGUGACUUAUCCCCACAUUGCCAAUAUUUUUCUAGGAGGAAAUCUAAACCUGACUCUGACGUUAAGGCUCAAGUCUAGUUCACAUUUUCAGAAGGAAUGCCUGGGCUUCUGUCUUCAUCCCCUCACAAGUAGAUGAGUCCAUCUCUUUUUUUUUUUUUUUUCUGGAGCAUGUCUGGGCCGAAAUGUGAUGCUGUAUUAGUUGGCUUGGUAGCUGUCAGUUCAAGUCUCUCAGCUGAAUUGAUCAUAACUUCUGGCUACUCUUUUGGUUUGGGGCGUUAACAAACUAUGAUCUGUUAAUUAACAGUGCCUCGGGUUGUGCUGGGCUCUGGAAUAAUCUUUUACUUUUUGUACUUUUUACUUAAUUUUAGCAUACAGUCAUUCAAAAAGCUACUCACCCCUGAAUACACUCCGAAAUUGUCACAGUGUUCAAGUGCAACACUAUUUUUUUUUUUAUUUUUGACUUUUUACAUUUUUUUUUUCUAAGUGAAAUGGGAAUUCUAGAUAUUAAUGGGGCAGUGUAAAAUUGUGGGAAUGGAAACAUCAAGUGAUGCAACUUUAGAGAAAUGAGCGGGGGGAAUACUUCAACAAACCGGACUUGUUGGUUUGAUUUUUAUUUGUACUUAAAUUUCCUAUCAAGGCCAGACAAAGCUACAUUGUGUCGAUUUACAGUAAUUUUUUAACAGUGCAACAAAUGUGCAGACAUUUUGAGGGGGUGAAUAUAUUGUUGAGUGACUAAAAGAAGCAGUCGUUGUCUCCUUCCAUAUCAUGUCGACUUUGUGACUAAAUGAACAUAUCGUACACAACAUUUAAUGUUCUGACAUCAAAUGUACAAACUGCCUUCAGUCAGAAGCAGGGGAUCCCAGAAAAAUCAAUUACAGGAAAUGAACACUGUCACAUUUCCUUUUUUUGGCCAUUGUAUGUUCUGUUGACUGAUAAACGUUAUCUGUUAUGUCUGUAAUUAAGAAUUUAGCCAGUUGAACAUGGAACGGAAAUCUGUCUGGCCAAGAGAUGCAAUUCUGAUAGAAAUGGCAACUAAUUUUUUUUUUUUCUCUCACAAAUCCUUUUGAAUUCCAUUGUUGUGUAUUUUGUUGUAGAAUUUUCUUGGCUUGCUCGGGUGGAUGUUGACUUCUUAAUGAAACACAACCUUAUUUCCUUUCAAAAUGUUUAGCCUGUGUUCACACAGAUAGAGCAGAGUAGUCAUCCGGUCUCUUCACUCUACAAAUUUCUUUGAAAGAGCCUGAACUUGUGUUCUAGACAAAACUGGACCUUUCCCUCUGUACAGUAGGUACCUUGAGUGCCUUUCUUCAAACAGCAGAUAAUAUUUGUCUCUUGACUUGCACUGUGACUUGUAGAAACCUCCAGAUAAUUAUCCAACCCACUGUUUUCUGGUUUGUCCUACCGAGCUCUCCAAACUCCCACUAACCUGAUGGAGCACAACUCCAAACCCAGUCCCUUCACCUCAGGCUUCCAGUAGUCAAUGCAAGUUGAAACUGCAUCUCACAUUAUGCUGUUUAGAUUGACCAGAUAGUGUUUUGUUGUUGUUUUAUAUAGGAGUUGCCUUAAAUGUUGUUUUUGUUUUUUUGUUUUUCUUUUUAAAGUGAUGAACGUCAGUUUUCUACAUUUGAAAAUCCCUGCAGACAUUGGCUAACGUCAGAGGUUGGUUUGUGAAAAUGUGCCACCCAGUGGUUGUCAUGGUCACUAAAACUGCUCCAUUGAGGGACUAUUGAUGACAUCUUGAUUGAGAUAUUAAUCAGGUUUGGACAGCCAUUUGUUUUGUGAUGCACUUUUGGUUUGACCAGUAUUAUUGUCCGAGUGUAACAUGUGGUCCAUCAGCAACAUGAAUCACAAUUCUGGAUCAGACUCGGGACUGAGUUUCAAGAGGCUUUUUGUUGUUGUUGUUGUUGUUUUUAAACUGAAGUUCAGUCCACACACAGGGUGCCGCUAGUUGGAGUCCAAGCACAUUUCUAUUCCGUUGAAUUGUUCAUCAUUCCCUCUGUGCUGUGGUUGUUCUUCUGUUCUGUUCUGUUUUGGAGGAGGGAUGAGUUUGCUAAAUCAGGUCAUGUGAGCCAGAGCCUGUGUGCAUUUGGAAUGAACAAACUAAUCUGCACCCUGAUUGGGCAGACUUAAACCCAAUUAGCAACAUCUGUCCACUCAGUCCAGUGGAAAGCAUGCCUUCUUAUGCAAAUUUUUAUACAAGAUUUGUCAAACCUUUUUAAUAUGCAUUUGCUUUGGGUUUCUUUUUUAAAAGUUUUUAUGUGAAAAUCAAGUCACUUUUUUUUCGUCAACAUUCUGGCAUCCCGAUGCCAAAAGUGUGCAGUUAGGUGUUAAAACAGUGCAGUAACCAUCCAUGUCAGUAGAACUGAAGCAUUUCUUCCUAACACCAUGUUCUAUGGACUGAGCUGGGAAGGUCUUGGCUUCAUAGCUUAGAUUGACUUUGACCUUGGCUAAUGCACCAUGCUGAAUGUUGGGAUCCCAGCACAGUUGUGGGGACUGGGGUGGGGGGCUCUUAACAGUCUUGCGUCAAAAUUGUGUGUGCAUCAUCCUAUUCUAGAGAAAAGUUCUGAGUUUCUAUAGUCAAGCUCUAAAACCAAUAUAUCCAAAGAAUACUGCAAAUGUGCAUUUCUAUUUGGAAGCCUUUAUGUAUUCGAUGCAUAUCAUUUGGAUAUUAAUUUCUGCAUCAGCAUUGUGUGCAUUCACCAAGCUGGAAAAGGACCAUUUGUUGGCAGCUGAGGGCCAUACAGAUUGUCUGUAUUUGAGAUAGAGGAAGUUGAGUCUUUAUGCAUAAAAAUGUUCAUCUCCAGUUCCUUCCUUAGUGGAUUGUUCCGGAAGCAUCCUGUAAAGUAGUUCACACUGAGUAGUCUUUUGAGUUUUUAGUUCAAAUGAUCCAAGUCAUGAUUGUGGCCUUCUAGUAUUGUUGAUACAUGACAUAAUCCAUUUUAAUGCUCACCAUCCAUCCUGUUCUGAUCCUACAGUACACCUAAAGCUUCUUACCUCAUCCACAGCUAAUUCCAUUGGGGGUGUGUUGAGUGCAAAAAAAAGUCUUUUUUUAUCUUCCAUUUGGUGAGAUGCAUUGUAGCGAUAUGAAUAAAGAAAAAGUUCACCUGGUGUGCUGAAUAAUGUGUAAAUUGUUAAUUACACAAUCUGAAUAUUUGUAUAAUUGUUUGUAUUUUUUCAUAAUGAUUUUGGAAAGGAAUGUGUUUAUUUUUUUGACUUUUCUUCUGUUCCAGAUGUGUCUUCUGUUGGCCUGACAUUGUGACUGGUCUGGUGGGAUUCUUACCUCUGUAUUGAGCCUCUUCUGUGACGAAUUCUUUGUAUGCAGUGUUUAGGAAAUACUGUAGGGAACAUGGGGAGGAGUUGAUAUUAGGAGCAUUUGAUCAAUUUGUAUUUAUUUAUUUUAUCAUUUUGUUAAUAAAUUGUGAAAAGCA
Molecule: messenger RNA, 7914 nt
Organism: Myripristis murdjan (pinecone soldierfish)
Lineage: Eukaryota; Metazoa; Chordata; Actinopteri; Holocentriformes; Holocentridae
Gene: phf21ab
Product: PHD finger protein 21Ab
Exons: 19
Coding region: 258-2921 (887 amino acids)
Biological process (GO): negative regulation of transcription by RNA polymerase II
Cellular component (GO): histone deacetylase complex
Molecular function (GO): chromatin binding
Source: RefSeq, a predicted model, not a curated record